AGCAAACUCCUGUUAUAAUAUUGCUCUCAGAUUAUAUACAUGAUUUUUUUUAGUGGGUUAACAUUACUUUUAUAAGUAAUAGAGCUACAUUUUUGGUCCACUUAUAGCAGUCAGUGCUGCAGCUGCUGGUGCUGACUCAAGAGGAGGAGAGGAAGCAACUUAUCACAUUAAUACAUGGAAUCUCCAUAAAGGAUGUGCAGGCACCAGCAUUCACAGUGCCUCCAAAAUAUGACAAUCAUCAUCAAGUUCCUUUGAGGAAUGGCUGUAUUAAAAGGCUGCAUCAAAUUCAUGCUUGGUUGCAGGCACACAGUGGUACUCAGAGCCCUCUACAGCAAACUAACCCUGAACCACAACCGAUGGCCCAGCUCAAAGUGCAGGCCUACAGAGAAUGGUCCCAACUUCUCCUGGAAGACUGUGCCCUGCUUCUUCUAACCCAUCUAACAGAACUUCAGGAAGUCCAAGCUUCUGCUUUACUGCAAGCGAUGAUGGAUGGGAAUGCACAGCUUCUCCAGGCUUUGCGGGAUAAAUAUAAAUCUGAAUUUCAAGCUCAGUGCUUUAGCAACCUGCUCCACCUCCUGAUCUCAGAUGCCCCCCUUAGUUCAGGCUCUAUGUUAAAUCCUUAUCCAAACUUUACUGAAACCAGCAGCAGCAAGCAAAUCAUAGUUCAGUCCUCUUACACUGGACAGGCAGAAGUCCAAAACAUGAGUGGGGGAUCAGCUGAAGCUGAGACGGUUGAUUCAAGCAAAAGCAGCAACAGUGUAGUGAAUGAAGUCCAAAAUGCGGAUGGGACUUACAAACACGAUUUCUGUUCAGGUUGUGGAGCAGUCAUGGAGGACCUGCCCUACUUGGAGAUCCUGUGUGUGUCAGAUGCUCGUGAGGGUCUUGCUGCAGAUGGAGGAGCCAAAGAGGAAGCAGAGGGCAGUGAAUUAAAGAGCCCCCAGAGCUGUGAGAAACAGGGCUCUUUAAUCACCCUCGCCUGGAGCAAACCACCAGAGGAUGACAUAUACAGCGCAGCAGAGCCUGCAGAUGGGUGUACAGGAGAGAUUCAGGAUGGUGCAAGAAGUCUGAAGACGCAAGCACGGCCUACACAAUGUGAUGUGUCAGAUCAAGAGAGAGAUGGAGAAGAGCUGAAACCUACUGGGUUGAAGUCUGGUACUCCAGAUCACUGUGACACACAGUCUGCAAACCAGCAGUGCAGCACAGUAGAAGAGGUACUUCAUAAGAGUGUAGCAGAACGUAAUUCACUGUGA
Haplochromis burtoni (Burton's mouthbrooder) is the source of this 1250-nucleotide messenger RNA. RefSeq lists its product as uncharacterized. Bases 357 to 1250 code for a protein of 297 amino acids. Lineage: Eukaryota; Metazoa; Chordata; Actinopteri; Cichliformes; Cichlidae. The transcript is spliced from 4 exons. The record is from RefSeq and is a predicted model, not a curated record.